Molecule: messenger RNA, 663 nt
Organism: Sitophilus oryzae (rice weevil)
Lineage: Eukaryota; Metazoa; Arthropoda; Insecta; Coleoptera; Curculionidae
Product: ATP synthase subunit e, mitochondrial-like
Exons: 2
Coding region: 126-356 (76 amino acids)
Biological process (GO): proton motive force-driven ATP synthesis
Molecular function (GO): proton transmembrane transporter activity
Source: RefSeq, a predicted model, not a curated record
UAUAAUCGGCCAUAAUCAGCUGUCAUCUGUCCAUUACAUCACGGAUCACGGCCAACUUUUUAAAAAAUAGAUUUUUUGUCUUAAAAAGAAGGCUGAUUUGAAGAACUUAUUUUAAAAACGAAAUUAUGUCUGCAGCACCAGUUCGUGUGUCUCCUGUAAUUAAGUUCUUCAGAUGGAGCUUCUUGGGGGUUGGUGUGGUAUAUGGGGCCUUCCAUCAAAACAGGUUAUCGAACAGGGAAGCUAAAUUAAGAGCAGUCGAAGAGAAACAAAAGGCAGUUCGUGACGCGAAACUUGCUGCCGAAAAGAAAGCAGCAGCCGAUAAAGAAAUUAAGGAACUUGAAGAAAUGGCGAAGUAGAUUAAUUAUCCGAUUUUUUUGUUAAUUAGUAGUAAGUAAUAAAGUGGAUUUCUAAUUUCAAAUAUUAAUUUUUCGGUAUUCCAAAUCAUUACAUGCCUUGCCUUGUGUAACAAUUUUCUUAAUUUUAUGCAACCAGAUAUACCUGAAAUUAUAAAAAAAUUUAAACCGGCCUAAAUUAUAAAAUAAAAUGAUAGAAAUAUAGAAAUUAAUGGUUUACAACUUUUAUCUUCUGUGUUUAUAACGGAAUUAUAUAUUUUAUAAUAAUCUUAUUGCAGCAUGAUGAAUUUUAAAUAAAACCAAAAUUGUA